Cydia strobilella is the source of this 2092-nucleotide messenger RNA. RefSeq names its product neuroguidin. The transcript has 2 exons. NCBI's taxonomy places the organism in Eukaryota, Metazoa, Arthropoda, Insecta, Lepidoptera, Tortricidae. Bases 196 to 1092 code for a protein of 298 amino acids. Gene Ontology annotation, cellular component: nucleolus; small-subunit processome. Gene Ontology annotation, biological process: maturation of SSU-rRNA from tricistronic rRNA transcript (SSU-rRNA, 5.8S rRNA, LSU-rRNA). The record is from RefSeq and is a predicted model, not a curated record.
AUAAACAAUUAACAAACACGAAGGUGAGGUGCGCGUCGGUUUCACAUUUUCUUUUGUUAUAUUCAUAAUAAUUAAAAAUAAUUCUUUUGUAUAUCAAAUCAGAUUUAGUACCUGAAUGAAUGCGUGCAGCAGGUGAAAUAAGUAUUUUCUUAAGUUGAAUCUUGGAAAGGAGAGGUUAUUUAAUCCCGCAGCAACAUGGUUCAGGCAGCAGAAGAAACGGAGCAGCCUGAUCUGCCACAAGCUGUCAAUUUAUUAAAAGAAAUGAACAUGAAUGUACAACAAGUGUCACAACUUGUGGACAAUAUGCUACUUCGUGUCAAGACUGGUGAAAUCACUACUGACAAAGGAUUGAGUUUCUUAGAAAUGAAGUACCAAAUGCUUCUCAGCUACCUGAUAAACUUGACAUACAUUGUAUUAAGGAAAUGCUCUGGUGAAAAGAUUGACUCAGAUCCAUCUAUUGAUAGGCUCAUUGAGAUUCGAACUGUGCUUGAAAAGAUUCGUCCUGUAGAUUCUAAAUUAAAAUACCAAAUUGAUAAGCUUGUCAAAACUGCAGCAGUAGGUUCCACCACUGAAGAAGACCCACAGUCAUUUCGAGCUAAUCCUGCUAAUUUAGUUAGUAAGAUUGAUAAUGAGGAGGAUGAUUCUAGUGAUGCCUUAGAAGAUGAAGUUAAGAAGGAUUCUAGUAAGACUAAUAUAUAUGUCCCUCCCAAACUGGCAGCUGUACAUUUUGAAGAGAGCUCAUCCAGGGCUGAUAAUGACAAGAAAAACAAAGAGAGGUCAAAGAAACAGAUCCUUAAUUCCAGAGUUAUGAGUGAGUUGCGAGAAGAGUAUUCAGAAGCACCACUGGAAGUCACUACAGGGAAUCAUGUAAAGCACUCGAUAUCCAAACAAGAACAGGAACGGAUUGAAUAUGAAGAAAAUUACCUCACCAGACUUCCGGUCUCUAAAGCUGAGAAAAAUCGCAGGAAAAAAUUGACAACAGUUGGGAUGUUGGCAGAAGAAAUCACAGGGACUAGUAGUAAUCGCACCUCAAAUAAACGUAAAUUUAAGUCCAAGAAAGGAAAAAGUUUUAAGAGAAAGCGUUCUCACUAGGGAUAUUUUCUAUGAUUUUUUAAGUUUAACUUAUUCCAUUUUAUAUUUUUACAUUUUUAGAUAUUAUAGUUUAAGGGCUGAUCUUUUCAAAGUAGACUAAUGACAGUAAUGACAGAUUCAAAACACAGGAAUAAUUCUAGUAAUUUAAAUUUUUGACCCCUCCCCCCUCCUUGUCACAUUUGGCAAACCCCUCCCCCUGGUGUGACGUCACACUUUUUCAAUGAAAUCGGCAAAUCAAAUUAAGUAUUAUAAAUAAAAUUAAAUCAUUUUUAUUUCGACUAACUAGGAUCAUUAAUAUUUUAUCAAAAUAUUUUUGACAAAAGUAAUAUUAGUAAUUUUAUAACCCAAAACUGAUUAGGAAAGAAAAUUAAACGAAUAAAAUAGAUUAUCGUUCCAAAAGCUUGUUAUUUAACUGUACAGGGAAUAAAAUAAUUUAGUGACGUCACAAAGUUUGUGACCCCCCUCCCCCUUGUCACAACAUGUCACAUUUUCUUGACCCCCUCCCCACCUAAACGUGUGAUGUAAUUAAUGGAUGACCCCAAAGUAACUGCACUACCACAGAUGUUAUUACAUUGAGUUCAAAUAAUGUAACAGGGUAAAUUGAUAAUACCUACACAUGAUUUACAUGAAAAUACAUGCAGUGGCCUUAUUAUGUUAAAAUAAAACAAAUUAUUUAGUUUUGAAUGCAUUAAUUGCUUUCUACAUUUAUUAAUUUGUCAAUAAUAAAGCUUUUAGUGAUUUAAAUAGUUAUUAUGAUGUUGCUAAAAUAGACUCAAUACAAAUCUAAUAUAAAACAAAUUCAUUUAAAUAUGUAGAUUUUUAAUCAUAGCAAAAGGUUUAUGAUAAAAGAACACUGUUAAAAUGUAUUACAAACAAAUACGUACCUACAUUAUGUUAAGUUAAUACUUUGUUGGAUUUAAGUUUUAUCUUUGUUGUGUUUUAUUAAUUUCAUUAUGCAUGUUCUUUAAUUUUUUCUUGACAUAAAGUGGUUUGAAUUAAA